AUGCCGGGUGAGGAGUACAUCAUGUCCUCAAAAGCGUGCGUCUACGUCUUGGGCGGUGAGGCCAACACCGCGUCGUUGUUCGACUUCGACGGCGUCUACGUGCUGGACGGCGGGUUCGCCGACAAGUCGCAAGGAUUUGUCGCCAACGUUCGCGAAUGCGCCGCGGUGAUCCUCACAGCGCCAACCGCCGGAAAUCUGGGAACGACGGCUGCGUUGUUGGAGAAGGGCAACUCCCUGCCUGUCUUCACCAACACCAAACCACUCAAAGGAGCGAAGUCAGGAAGCAGUGGAGAAGUCGUCAAAGCGAUUCAGGAGGCCAAUUCGAAGCUUCUCUCUCCAACAUCCUUGAUUUUCGACCCCAAAUACCCGGCACACGUUUUGUAUCAAUCUUACUCCAAAGGAAUCCUCUCCCUGUACAUUUUGGCAGGAGACACCAAGGAUGCGGAGGUUGUGACCAAGGCGUUGGCCGGAGGAAACGAGUCAGAGGUCGAGAAGGCUGGCGCAGAGCACGGAACGAUUGGAGUGCUCCUCUGGAGACCUGCAGAGGCCGAGAAGCCAGUGGUGCGAGUGUUGGUGUCAGGAAAUUCGAGCCUUUCUCGCAUCCAACAAUCUCUGGACAAGGCCGCAAAGGCUCUCCCAUUCCUCAACGCGCCAACUGUCAAGUCGAAGGAUGCCCUGACUGCAAUUCCAGCUCCAGCAAUCCCAAGAUCCGCAGCAACCAACCCUGCAGCUAAGCCAGCCGCUGCGAAGCCAUCUAGACCCACCACAGCUGCUCCAGCGAGAGCUCUCACUUCUCGCGCGCCAGCUCCAACUCCUCCAUCAUCCCGGCCAGCUUCCAAGCCAGCUAUGGCACCGGCUCGCGGAGCUCCAGCGAAGCCAGCUCCAGCCAAGCCAGCUCCAGCCAAGCCAGCCGCUCCAGCUAAAGCUGCGCCACCAUCACGAUCAGCUCCAGGAGCUCCAAAAGCUCCAGUAUCCGCCCCAAAGGCUCCAGUGAGAUCUUCCGCUCCACGGGCAUCCGCAGAGCCCGUUGCUCUGAAGAAGACAGUCGGGAAGGUUCAGGGAGCGGCUCCUACGAAGACAAGCCGUCCAGUGGCUGCCAAGAAGGAUCCAUCGCCACCUGCUGCUUCAGCUCCAGUGACCACACCGGCUCCAGUAGCACCGGUAAGUCCAAUGGAGCCCGCUGUCCCCAUCGCCUCCAUCGUUCUCGACGGCGUGCCAAUCGAUUUGGACCUCCUCCCAGCUUCUGGAGAAUCCCACCAGCAACCAGUCGACAUCGUUCUGAUCCCACCAACGCCAGAGCCGCCACGUCAUCACGACGACGAGGAGGAUCAGAAGAAGAAGGAAGCGGUGCCAGAGCCACCAAAAGAAGUCGAUGACGUGGCGAAUUUGGCCGACGUGGAGGAUGAGAUUCAGAAGGAUCCCGAGGCUCCAGAAGCUCCAGAGGAGAAAAUUCCUGAGCCCAUUGACGCUUUCAAGAAGCCAGAACCUUCUGAUGACGUGGCUAAAGAGGCAGAAGAGAAGCCAGAGACUCCAAAAGACGUGGAGGACAAGAUCCCCGAGCCAAUUGACGCGUUUAAGAAGCCAGAGCCUUCUGACGGUGACGUCGCUAAGGAUCCUCUCGCCGACUUCGACCCAAUGAAGCCAGAACAUCCAGAACCAUCGGCUCCAGCCGUCCCAUCCGGCCACGUCAUCAUCUCCACACCCGACCCGGAUCUUCCGGACAUUGCUGCGGCGGUUCCGUUCGUUGCACCGACUCCCCUGGGUCCAAACGACGGACUCAUCAAGUUGGACGAUGAUUUCGUCAAGAUUGCACCUGGGUUCGAGGAACCCCUGAUUCCACAAGCUCCACGUGAGGAUGGAACACUUGCCGAUUGCAGUGAGGAGCUCUCCAAACUCGUGGAGAUCAGUAUGGAUACCGACAAGUCUACGGAAGCCGGCACCGCCCUCGCUGAAGCCAUCGGAGACGUCACUCAACUCGCGGCGGGAAUUCAAACUCUGGCGCUGGACGAGAAGACGGACGAGUACGUUCGAAAGCUGAGCAAUCAGAUGAUCGAAGAGGCGACGAUGCCGUUCACCAGCGCCUUCGCCAAUAGCAUCGUUUCGAAUGGUUCCGAGGAUCAUGGAGUGCCACAAGAGCCCAACGGUCAUAAUGCAGUCACGAAUGGUGCCGCCAAGCACGACUUGAUGCAAUCUCGCUCCAGUUUAGUGGAGUCCAAUGGAGCGCCAGUGGAAUAUGAGAAGACUGACCCGGCACUCGAUGAUAUUCUGAAUGCGUGCGCUCAGGAGAGUGAGAAGAUCGAUUCCAAGGAGGUGUUGCAUAUGCCAGUGGCCCCGGGAUCUGCAGUCGUCAAGGCCACCCGUUUCGCUCGUCCCUACUACUUCGAUGUGGUCACUGCGCCGAGGAAUGAGAAGCUGGAGACGACGGCGUCGGCUGAAGGACUCCAGGAGUUCAUCUCAAAGGUUCGAUCGAGAAAUGUGAUUUUGGCAUCGAAGGAGAUCACUGGAGAACAGUUACAAGCACUGCUUCUCGGGAAACAGACAUGGUGUGAUGGAGCGCACUCGUGCACCAUCAUCCCGACGCACUCCUCGCCGAACCUUCUGGACUUCCGUCACCGAAACGAGGAACAACUCGCCACCGUCCAUCUCGUCCUAUCGGCUCCAGUUGAGAAGCAACGGACUACUGUCAGUUCGGAAGCCGGCGCCACCGACUACGAGUUGGCCAAAAUCUCAUUGGAAUAA
Messenger RNA from Caenorhabditis briggsae, 2739 nucleotides. Gene Ontology annotation, cellular component: dendrite; synapse; neuronal cell body. The transcript has 7 exons. Gene Ontology annotation, biological process: microtubule cytoskeleton organization; dendrite development; regulation of microtubule depolymerization. The record is from RefSeq and is a predicted model, not a curated record. Gene Ontology annotation, molecular function: microtubule binding; actin binding. Lineage: Eukaryota; Metazoa; Nematoda; Chromadorea; Rhabditida; Rhabditidae. Bases 1 to 2739 code for a protein of 912 amino acids.